UCGUAAAUUUUCAAAAUUUUCCUGAAUUUUCCGAAUUUUCCUGAAAUUUUUCGAGUUCUUCAUAAUCAAGGUAUGUACAAAAGUUUCAUUAAAUUGAUAAUUAAUGUGAUUAAUAACAUAGUUGAUAUUUUAAAAACAAUAAUUACUAGCUUAUGUCUUUUAUGAAUUCAUUUAAUAAGUUGAAGUGUUUCUUUUCCCAAACCCCCCAAUCCACUACUGAAUCAGUACCCUUAAAUUCUAGAAAAACUGAAUAUAAACAAGGAAAACUAAUUUUCUCCUCUGAACAGGAAGCUUCUGAUUUUUAUAAAAGAAAAUCAUUUUUCCCCAGUGUAAAACCUAAAGUAGUCUUUGUUGAAAAACCAGAAUCUUCAAAAGAAAAAUUUCAAAAUUGCACAGUCCUAUAUGCAAAUAUUAAAACAAGCCCUAAAUUAAUGUUUAAAUUUCCCUCAAAUUAAUGAAUCCCCCUGUUGAAGAAACAGAAAAUAAUAUUGAAAACAAAACUGAAAAUAAUAACACAGAAGAUAAUUCUACCCCAAGUACCUCAAGCCCACAAUUGAAUAUAUCUACUCAAACUUCUGAUUCAGAUUCAGAACUUUUAGAUAAUUCUUUUAGAGAAUUUGUUCCCUCAAACUCUCCAACCCCCCUUCCAAAAUUAGAUAAAACAUCUACAGGUUGGCUUUCAAAUCUAUUAUUAACUGAAGCAAAAUUCAUUGCAAAAAUCUUGACCUUAGAAGUCCCCCCCAAAUCUAAUAUUGAAAAAAUUAGAAAUUGUAUAAGAACAUAUUGUAGCCAAAGUACUAAGCAUAAUAUUUAUGCCAAACAAAUUUACGCCAAUUUGAUUAAAUACCAAACUACAAAAACCUCAAAUAAAAAAAUUCAAACAGACAUGGCUAAUAAAGAUAAAAUUUUCCACCCAGACAAAUUCUCUGGUUUUGAUGAUGAUCUAUACAAAUUUUUGGAAAAUUUUGACCUCUGUUCAACUGCGAAUGGUUGGGGAGAUGAAGAUAAAGCAAAAUACUUCCCAAUGUUAUUAACUGACCUAGCUUUAGAGGUCUUUCAAAACAUAUCUGAUCGUAAAACAAAAUUCAGUGAAUUAAAACCCCAAUUUUUAACAGCAUUUAAUGAGAAGGCUCACAAAGAUCUUAAUCAGAGUAAACUUUUUACUAGGUUUCAAAAAGAAAAUGAAAAAACAUUGCAAUACCUAACAGAAAUUUUGAAUUUAUGCAAAAGUAUCAAUGAAAAUAUGCCUGAAGAAGACAAAUGUAAACACAUUUUAAGAGGCCUAAACCCAACAAUUCUCAAGGCUAUCUCCCUUUCUGACAAUGAUACAGUAGAAAAAAUUCGUAAAAACAUUCAAAAAUAUGAAUGUUCAAAAAAUUUAUUGGACUACAGAAAAAAUUUUGAUCAAGGUGACAGAUUGAAAAAAGUAGAAAAUGAGCUCUGUGCUCUCAAAAAUAAUAAUAACACAGUUGAAAAAAUUUCCCAGUCUUUGUCCCAAUUGAAUAUUCAACCUGAACCACUGAUGAGAAGGCCAAAUUUCUUACCAUUUAGGCCACGAUCUAGGCCAAUAUAUCCAUUUAAUCCCCAAAAUCAAACCCCCUUCCAGUACCAAAUCAGAACUCCUAGACCAUAUAAUUUCCCACCAAUAAUUCAAAGACCUUUUACUCCGAGACCACUUCCACCUAGAUCUUUUCCAUUUAGACCUUUUCCAUUGAGACCUCUCCCAUCUAGACCCUUCUUUUCUUCAAAUAGGCAACAACUCUCUCAAGUGCCUAGAUACCCUUUCAAUAGACCCAAUUUCCAGCAAAAUUAUAAUCCCUCACAAAACCAAAAUAGAAACCAAAAUUCAAACCUAUUCUGUACAAAUUGCAGGAAAUCUGGUCAUAAAAAAGAAAACUGUAGAAAUCAAAAAAAAAACGCCAAUAAAUAAAUCAAAUACAUCAUCAAAUACUUUAUUUUUAUUUUUAAAUGAUUUUCAAAAAACUGAAUUUAUCCAAAAUCCCCAUAAAUACUCCGAUUUCAAGUAUUUUGAUGAUGAUGAAGUAUCCCCUUUCAUUUUGAAUUUUGAAAAACAAAAAUUGAAUAAAAACCAACAACAUGUUAGUAUAAUUGAUAACCUUCAAAUUGACAUUUUAUUCAAUAAUAAUAAAUAUGAUGCUAUAAUUGAUACAGGAAGCAAUGUUUCUCUAAUUUCUGAUAAAAUUUUUCAAAAUCUUGAUCUCCUAUCAGAAUCAAAUUUAAAAAUUUUUACAGCCAGUAAUACUUUAAUUGAUGUACUAGGAAAAACUGACAUUUCAUUUCAAAUAGGAAGUAUCCAAUUUACAACUACAUUUUAUGUGGCAAAAAAUCUAUCAUCAGAUAUAAUUUUAGGGAUUAACUUUUUUAUUGAAAAUGCGGUAGUAAUAAAUUUCAAUCGAAAAUUAAUAACUUUAGGCCAGUACCCAAAUAAAAUAAUUCUAAAAAUGGACUCAAACUGGUUAUCAAAAAUAAAAACAAAACCAAUAUCUCUAAUUCACAAUAAAUUGAUUGCUACCGAAAACUUAAAAAUUCAGCCUAGAGAAGAAAGAACUAUUUCAUUAAAAAAUCCAUCAAAAAUUCCAAACUCAAAUUUUUUUCACAACUUAACAUUUUUAAAUAAUUCUGGGAUAAAAAUUACACAAUUCAAUAAUACAGAUGAUAUCUUACACCUUGUACUUUUCAAUUACACACAAAUACACCAAACCAUAUACAAAAACCAAAAUAUAGGAAAAUUUAUAACAACCCUUCAUGAACUUAAGGAAAGAAAAAUCAAUUUUGAUGAAAAAUUAUCCGAAAAUGCCCUUUAUGAUCAGGAAAAUAAUAAAUUGGAUAUCUCCCCACUUUUGAAUACUGAACAACUCAAAAAAGUACUUAACCUUUUAAAACAGUAUUUACACCUUUUUUCAACAGACCCUACAAAUAUUGAAAAAGCAAAUGUCCCAGAAUAUGAACUAAAAUUAAAAGAUAAUACCCCAGUAAUUUCAAGAAGCUAUAAAUUAUCCCCAGUGGAACGGAGGGAAAUAAAUAGGCAAAUUCAACUCAUGUUGAAAAAUGGAAUUUUGGAAAGAUCCACCUCUCACUGUUGUUCACCAGCUUUUCUUUUGAAGAAACCUGAUGGCUCUUAUAGAUUCCUAUGCAAUUUUCAAAAAAUUAAUGAUCACCUCUACCCAGACCAUAAUUCAGUGGCUAGAAUAGAAAAUAUAAUUAUGGCUCUGGAAGGCUCAACAUUUUUCUCUCUCUUAGAUUGUAAUUCUGGAUUUCAUCAAAUUCCAUUGGCUAAAAGUAGUCGUUAUUUAACUACAAUAAUAGUUGAUAAUCAACUUUACCAAUUUACUAGACUACCUCAGGGACUGAGUGUAUCCCCUGCAGCCUUUAGUAAAUCAAUAAACUCAGAAUUUCAGGACUUACUUUAUGAAAAAAUUGUAGCUUACAUGGAUGAUAUUUGUGUCUUUGGCAAAACAUUUCAGAUAGCAUUAGAUAACUUGAAAAGUACCUUAGAUCGUUUAGAUGGUCUAAAUUUCCGAUUAAAAACUACAAAGUGUAGAUUUUUCUACAAUGAAAUUGAUCUUCUCGGACAUAAAAUAAAUGGAUCUAUUAUAAGACCUAUUGAAAAAAAUAUUGAGGCUAUUAAAAAAAUUGAUAAGCCUAAAAAUGUAACACAAGUGAGAAAAUUUUUGGGUAUGUGUUCUCACUAUCGAAAAUUUAUUAAAAAUUUCUCAAAAAUAUCUAGCCCCCUGAGUGACCUUACUAAAGGAAAUCCUGGAAAAAAGGAUAAGGUAGAUUGGAAAAAAGAGCAUGAUACUGCUUUUGAAACAUUGAAACAGGCUUUAAUAACUAAACCUGUACUAGGAAUUUAUAAUGAGUCUCGUGAAACAAUAGUAGAAACUGAUGCCUCUGAAAUUGCAAUAGGAGGUGUCAUUUCCCAAAAAAAUGAAAUUACUAACAAAAUUCACCCCAUAGCAUUUUUUAGUAGAAAAUUACAACCUCGCCAGAAAAAACUCUGUACUUAUGACCUAGAAUUAACUGCAUUAACUGAAACAAUUCAAUACUUUAGAGAAUACCUUUUUGGUAAACAUUUUACUGUAUACACAGAUCACCAACCCCUAAUAUAUUACAAAGAUGCAAAAGAGCCAAAUUCGAGAAUGGCUAGAUUAAUUCACAAAUUAUCUGGAUUUGAUUUCAAAAUUAUGCAUAAGUCAGGAAAAACAAAUACUGUUCCAGAUUAUUUGAGCAGAAUUCAAAUAAACACAAUUGCAACAAAUUCAAAUUUUUCACUGGAGCAAUCAAAAGAUGAUUUUUGUAAAAAACUAAUUUUUAUUUUGAACAACAAACCUGAUCAAAUUCCCAAAAAAGAGCUCUCAAAAUUUCAAAAAAUUAGUAGAAGAUACAUUCUGAAUAAAGAAGGAAUUCUGGAAUUAAAACACCCCAAAAAUAAUUUAAUAGUUAUCCCCUCCCAUUUAACAGAAAAAAUUAUCUCAGCUUAUCAUGAUAAAGCUAUUGGAGGAGGACAUUUUGGAAUUAGAAAAACAACUGAAAAAUUACAAAAUAAAUUUCAUUGGCCACACUUGAUCAAAGAUGUGGAAAAAUACAUAAAAUCUUGUCAUGAAUGUCAAAUUAGAAAACGAAAACCAGGACCAAAACCAGGUUUAUUAAAACCAAUUGAAGUACCAGAAUGUGACCUACUGUCACAUAUUGAAAUUGACUUUGUUGGCCCUCUUCCCAAAAGUGAAGAAAAUUCAUACAUACUUGUAGGAACUUGCAAGGCAACAAAAUUAGCCUUUGCAAAAGCAACAAAAGCAGCAGAUGCUGCAAAUGUAAUACAAUUUAUUUAUAACUUGAUUUGCCAAUAUGGGUGCCCUAUGAAAAUAUCAUGUGAUAAUGGAAAACAUUUUAAUAAUAAAGAAUUUAAAGAAUUUUGUGAAAAUAUUGGAAUUAAAUUAGUAUUUUCAAGCACCUAUUCAGCCCCUACAAACGGACUUGUAGAAAAAUUAAAUGGAAGUUUAUGUAAAACCUUGGCUUAUUAUGUUGAUGAAAAUAGAACAAAUUGGUCAAAAUUUGUACCAUUUGUAGUUUUUACUUAUAAUAUAACACCAAUUUCCAAUUUUGAUAAAUUAUCUCCAUACUUCCUAGUUUUUGGAAGACAUCCAAAUUUACCCAUUGACAAUCUGCUGGCAAUCAAUAAAAUGUCAUGGAAAGGAAGAAUGGAAGAACUUAGAGAACUUGCCAAAAUUAGAAAAGAAGUUCCAAAAUUAAUUUACAAAAAUCAACAAAUCAACAAACGAAAUUAUGACAAAACCCAUAAAGAAGUAAAUUUUGAACCAGGAGAAAUUGCCUUAUUACAAAACCCCCAUAAAGGGAAAUUUAUUCCAAUGUACACAGGCCCUGUGAAAAUUUUAAAUAAAUACUCUCCCCUUAACUAUGAAAUUGAGUAUGAAACAAAAAAGAAAACCAAAAGAGAAAUUGUACAUGUCCGUAGAUUGGCAAAAUAUGUAGAGAGGAAAAAUCAAAAAACGAAAAAUUAAAGCAGGUAGCUUUGAAAUAAAUAACCCUAUCCAUCUCAUUUAUUUUCUAGGCGCGCAUUGAAAAUAUCUUCCUUAAAAAAGAAGAAUGAGAUGAGCUGCACAUUUUUUUUUUCCCAAAGAAAAAACGUCAGAAAUUUAUUUCAUAACUACUUUGUACGUAAUAUGUAGAUAUGAAACUUAAAAACGAAGCAGUAAAAUCAAGGUACCUACGAGUGUAUUAAACUCAAGUCUAAAUGUCCUUGAACCUAGGCACUAUACCCAGUUACCCACUAGUGCCAUUAUUCUAUUCCUUUCUCUGUCUAUGUCUCCAACACUUCACUCUUGAUUUUUUUAUACAUCUGGUCAACUUUGUCAAAACUCAUGCAACACAUAACGCUAUUUUUACGAGCUCACUAACCUCAAACUACCUAGCAAACUGGCGAAUACGUACGAGAACAUUUCAAUAUUAUUUACAGAUGAUUCCGAAUGAUUCUGAUCACCUAAUUCCAGUAUUGGACUAUUAUACGGAACCAAAAGACAUCUCAACAACCUCAAAAACCCAGUUGAUGCAAUUUAUCAAUAACUAUUCCCAUAGAAGAACGCCAACUGUCAUAUUUUAUGACAAAUACGAAAAUUGGGACUUUCAAAAAUAUGAAAUAGUGUCAGGUUAUCACAUACCAUUCGUAAAUAUUAGAGAUGACGAGAUUGCUGACAUAAUUAAAAUGAUGGAAAAAAUUUUCUUUUUUACUGGCUUAUAUGCAUACAUUUAUUUUUUCAAUAAUGACCCAAUCAGACCAGAAUACUACGAGGUAGUGAUUUCUGAAGAAGAAAUUGUACCCCACCUUUUGAGAAAUGAUGAAAACGCAAUCUAAACAAUUUUCUUUUUGAAAACCAUGAAAAAUUGAGUUUAUUCUGCCCCCCUCACAUUUCAGAAAACGAAACAAAAGUCACCAAGCCCAAAGAAUUUUUUUUUCAAUUCACAUCACCAUUGUAUUUUUUUUUUGUAAAAACUAGAACUACAAAAAUUGCAAAAAAUUAAUUCAAUCUAUUCCCCCCCCCCCUUACCUUUGCAAAUCAACUUAUCAAACAAAAUGAAUUCACAAAUUUUUAUUACUCAUUUAGAAUAUGUACAAAAUAGAAAUUGUAAAAUAUUUAAAUUUAUAGUUAUACCUAAUACAUAUCCUUUUUUUUACAUGCACUUCGUUGAACCUACAAAACAAACGGAAAAACAUAACACACACAAAAAAAAAGAGGGAAUUUUACAAAUAAAUGCAAAAAAAAAAAAAUAAAUAAAAUAAAAAAAUAAUAGUAAUAAUGAAUCAAACCCCCCUUUUUUUUCCCCACAUACGAGUAAAACAAAAAAAAAAAAAAUCGAAAAAAAUAUAUACAAGAAAAACAAAAAGUACAAAAACAGUACUUAUUCAAAAAUACACAAUUUGUUUUAACAAAAAAAAAAAUCCAAAAAAAUUGUUCAUCGGCGGCUAGGGAGAAACAACUUCCCUUCAGCCACUGGUGGCUUGAAAUGGAUGAAAUACUCCCUAAGAAAUCCAUACAUAUGGAAUGUAUGGGGGAAUAACUCCCUAAAUCGAAAAUGAAAAUUCACCGGUGAUUCCCCAACCGCAAUAUUCUGGUUCACUUUUUCGAGAACAUCUUCUAGGUCCAUCUGGAAAAACCACCAAUACCAAAAAAAAAAAAAAAAAAAAAAAAAUGAAUAAAUUAAUAUUCCAAACAAAAAUUUUACAAAAAAUAAGAAAUUUAAAACAAAAAAAAAAAGAAGAAACCUACUCGCAUGGACCAGAAAUGCACGUUGUAAAAAUGACAUGAUGGUCGAUGGCACACUGCAUGCCACCCAAUUUUCCUUUUCGAUUUUAAAAGUGCAGAAUAAGGGGAGCAGCGCAGAGAACGCAGGGUACCCCUUGGGUCCCAAUAGUCAUGAGUAAUUAUUGGGUUACCUCCAGGACCAAGAGCAGUCUGAAAAUUGAGAAAAAAAUAAGAGAUAAAACGAAAUUUAAAAUAGAAUAGCAUGUUACAAAAAAAAAAACAAAAAAAAAAAAAAACGUCAACCUUACCCUUGUUUCUCCGAUUCGAUCUGCUGGCUGCUGAGCGGGACCAGCUACUCCUGGCUGCUGAGGGGGACCAGCUACUACUGGCUCCUCUCCUCCUCCCCCGUUUCCUCCUUCUGGCUGUGCUUCGGCCGGCUCAACCGCCACUAAGGGCUCUAAAUUUUCGGGAGCCUCAAUCGCCUCUUCCCCUGUUUCCUCCUGAACAUUUUCAUUCGAGGAUGACGCCCCAGUUGGCUCAGGAACAUCCACAGACGAUGAUGCAGGUGGGCAUCCCUCAAUUCCCUGUAAUUCUGAAAACAAGAACAAAAAAAAAACGAAUAAAUAGACAAAUUAUUUCAAAAAAUAUAUUUCAUACACGAAUAUUUCCCUUUGCUCGAAUUUUAUUCAAAAUUUUAACCCCCCCCCCUCACACAUCACAAAAAUUAUAUUCCUUACCUUCCGACACAUAACCAGAUUUUCCCCCAAAAACGAAACCAUUUCCCCUUUUUCAUUCUGAAUUCAAAAAUUAAUUUUCCCACAAAUACAAAAUUCGAUUCUACCCCCCCCCUCAACCUAACCAAAAGAAAAAUUACAUUUUCUAAACAACAUUUUACCCCUUUUGUAGAAACGAAGACAAAAUUCAACAUUCACAACAAAACAAUGAAACUUAAUAUUUUCCCAAAAUUCGAAAACUCAAACUUUAUUUUCUCCCAACGCCUAAAUGAAAAGUUAGAUCGGAAAAACACGCAAAAAUACCAUAUUUAUCAAAAUUUUAGGCACUGCGAUUCAUUUUUAGAUUUUUCGGAAACUUCAAAAUAUCAAAUUUGGAUUCAAAAAAAUACAAAAAUUAUCAAAAUUCCAAAAAAAUUGAAGUAAAGAACUGGCUUGGUUUCCGAACACAUUUAAAUUCAACUUUUGUUCUCUAUUUCCACUCACAAAAAAUUCAACUUUUUUUUCUCGAAGAAAAAAAUCAGAUCUUCACCUUUUUCCCUUAAAUGGAAAAUUCCAUACGUUUUUCCACACAAAAUCAAAACAUUUCCCAUUCCCCCCCCCCCCAAAUUCGAAAUUUGUUAUUCACUUUUUUUUCUCUCAAAAACAAAAACCAGAAAUUCCCCCCUUUUCUUUUUUUUUAACAAGAAUUCGAUCAUUUUUCCCAAAAAUUGUUCCCAAAAUCCAAAUUCAAUCUUCUUUUUUUCAUCAGAAAGUAACAACUCCUUUUUCAUUUUCCAUCAAAAUUCAAGUUUUCCCCCAAAAAAGCCAAAUUCAACUUUUUUCCCAAAAAUGAGUUUUAUGAAAAUCAUCUUUCCCUCAAACACAAAAAUUUGAUCCCCCCCCCAUCACCUUUUGUUUCCUCCGAAAAUUAAUCUAAUUUUUUGUAAAACACAUGAACGAAAAAAAUACACAAAAAUAAAUUAAAAAUAAAAAUCUAUUUUGGUACUUACGUUGUAAUAAAUUGUCAACUUCAUCUCCAAUUACUUCCGCGGGGAAAUCAUUUUCUUGCAGCAAUUCAUCAAUAUUAAACUGUCCCUCCAUGAUAAAAUACGAAAUUAAUCACACCCAAACACAAAAAAAAUGAUAAAAUGAGAAAAAAAUUCGCGAUUGUUCUCAAUUACACAAGAAAAAAACGAAACGAAAUCAAAAUAAACAAAAAAAUUGUCAAAAAUUCACCGUAAGUUUAAGAACAAAAAAGCAACACGAAACACCACCAAAUCUACUACUCCAAACGAAAUCAAUCCUUUACAAAGUUAAAAGUAAGACUGAAAAAUCUUACACUUCUCACUCGCUAAUUUUUAAUAUUUUUCGGAUCAUUUACAAAAUCAUAAAAAAAUGAUGGAAAAAAAAUCGCAUACAUUGUUAGGAAUGGAACCCAUACCUGUCCCCCCAAAACCAGACUCCGAUGCAUAAAAUCUGUCUCACUCAAACAACAAAUAUACAAACCAAUAAAAUAAAAUAAAAAAAAAAAAAAAAAAAAAAAAAAAUAUAA
Messenger RNA from Planococcus citri (citrus mealybug), 9545 nucleotides. RefSeq lists its product as uncharacterized. The transcript has a single exon. Gene Ontology annotation, molecular function: nucleic acid binding; zinc ion binding. Lineage: Eukaryota; Metazoa; Arthropoda; Insecta; Hemiptera; Pseudococcidae. The record is from RefSeq and is a predicted model, not a curated record. The coding region runs from base 455 to 1930 and encodes 491 amino acids.